GAUGUGGCUGAUAGUCAGCCCUAGCUAUAUGCCCUAAAAUGAAGCCAGAAAUGGUCAAACUGUGGCGCAGCAUGCUGAAUUCAGAAUAGCGUGACUGACUAACAGAUGCUGCUCUGGUUGCGGCAUCAUCAUAACCAGAACCCAUAUCCAGAGCUGAGUUCAAGUGAACAGUGAUUGCAAUCAUCAUCAUUAACAUCAUCCUCAUCGUCAUCGUCAUCGUAUCACAUCACUCUUCUUUCUUCCCAGGCUCAGCCUACCAACUCUUCAGGCCAAGGAAUGCCUCCUGAUCUCAAUUCCCUUCCACCAUCCCGUUCCCCCUCAUCCCCGCGUCCACCACGGACAGUCCCCGCCUCUUCCGAGUCUGUGUCAGCGGUCUCCCCUGCAGCGUCAUCUACCGCCAUGAAUAACAAUACUAAUGCCACGGACCUGUCCCGUCGGUCCUCACGCGCUUCGCCUCGUACAAGGUUGUCAAUUUCAGAGCACCGCCGACCUCCCACAGGUACCAACUCAAACCUGGGCGAGUCCGAAAUUCCCUCAGCCGAGCACCGUUCCUCCCUGAGCCAUGCACUUCGCACGGCAAGUCCCACGAUCGGAGGCAGCCCGAUAUUUGCUACAGGCGACCCGCACCACCAGCGUGCUCCGUCUCUAGGGGAGCUCCACCAGGAAUUGGAGCAAGAACAAGAAGCGCAAGUGAACCGACUGUUGCAGAUGAUUCGGAGUCAACAAGCCCAACUACAACAACUCCAGCAGCAGCAGCAACAAUCAGGCACCGCUGUUGAAGAUUCCACACCACCGUCCGAACGGUCUGUCGGUGUCCCCAUAAUACCACCACUCCCUGCAGCUGGUAGCGGUCGGACAUCCACUCAGUUUCCUUCAUCCCUAUCCAGCCACCGGGCGUCGCGCCCUUCCAGCCAGACUGCCUCUCCUAGUCUUCGGCCGCUACCUUCUGCUUCUCUGCAUGGAACGUCGGUCGACUCGUCCCGUGGGCCCGAAGGGUUGGACCUGGUAGCAGGCACCAGUGAAACCUGGUCCCGACGUGGUAGCAGGGAUGAGGUGGCUUUCUACCAAGCCGAAGCAUCCAUGCUCAAUCGCGAAAACCAGAUGCUUCGGCAGCGUAUACGCGAAUUAGGUUCGUCUGCUCUUUUUCCUCCGUCUGUCAUCUCUGCCAAGUCUCGGCAUCUGUACAUCUCCUAUGUAUGCUCGGAGCUGAAGAUCCAAACCAAACGCUAACAAAGCAAAAGAACGGCAUAUUAGUGAGUUGACCACGUCUGGUGCCCAACCGGAGCAGAGUGCGCCACCUGCCACACAGGGGACCGAAACCGCCGAUCAUCAUGCAUCUGCCGAUGUGGGGUCGACUACGGAGCCCACGAACAAGCCUUGAUUGGGAAACUCAAGGCAU
Molecule: messenger RNA, 1399 nt
Organism: Aspergillus novofumigatus IBT 16806
Lineage: Eukaryota; Fungi; Ascomycota; Eurotiomycetes; Eurotiales; Aspergillaceae
Exons: 2
Coding region: 277-1230 (317 amino acids)
Source: RefSeq, a predicted model, not a curated record